This is a messenger RNA of Acytostelium subglobosum LB1, 273 nucleotides long. RefSeq lists its product as hypothetical. The transcript has a single exon. The record is from RefSeq and is a predicted model, not a curated record. Lineage: Eukaryota; Evosea; Eumycetozoa; Acytosteliales; Acytosteliaceae. The annotation marks the transcript as partial.
AUGCCCCGAACCUCUGCCGCCGUGCUUACCUCUGCCGCCGUUCUGUUGACCUCUACUGCGGUGGUCUGCCGCCAUGCUGUUGACCUAUGCGCCUUGUUGAUGUCCCUCAGCCUCUGCCAGGAGCUACGCCGCCGCGAUGCUGCCACUGAUGUCCACCUGCACCGAACCUCUGUCCAUCUAGACAGACCUCUGCCAUGCCUUCAAGUUGAUCACAGCCUCUGUGUCUUACAACCAUUAAUAAAGUGUUUGGCUCUAAUGCCAUAUCUUUCAUUG